GCGCUUUCUCACCACUCAUACGUCAUCAUUGCGCGCCUGAACGAGGAUCACUGAGCGGCACUUCUUUCCUAUUGAAUGGGAAGUAGAAAAAAAACACAGCGUAGAAUAGUCAAACUAACCUCUCAGCUAAUUCGUUACAGGAUAUUAUUAAAAACGGAAAUAUUUCGAGAUGAUUGAUACCAUCGAAAAAGAAGACAAUAUUAUCAGCGAGGAGGAGGCUGCACAAUAUGAUCGACAGAUUCGCCUUUGGGGUCUCGAUGCUCAAAAGAGACUUAGGGGAUCACGGGUACUUCUUGUUGGUCUCCGGGGUCUUGGUGCAGAAGUAGCAAAGAACCUUAUUUUGGCUGGGGUCAAAGGACUGACUCUCCUGGACCAUGAGCAGGUGACAGAGGAGUCCAGACGUGCUCAGUUCCUGAUCCCUGUGGAUGCAGAUGGUCAGAACCAGGCCCAGGCCUCUCUGGAGAGAGCUCAGUUACUCAACCCAAUGGUGGAAGUGAAGGCAGACACCGAUGCGGUGGAGAGCAAGCCGGAUGACUUUUUCUUCCAGUUUGAUGCGGUUUGUCUGACCAGGUGCUCUAAAGACCUCAUGGUGCGAGUGGACCAGCUCUGUGCCUCCAGGAACAUCAAGGUCUUCUGUGGAGAUGUGUCUGGUUAUCAUGGAUACAUGUUCUCCGACCUUGGCAAGGAGCAUCACUAUGUAGAAGAAAAGCCCAAAGUGGUGAAAGGGUCUAAUGAGGCCAAUGAUGGUCCUGAGGCAAAGAAGCCGAAGGUUGACCCCAAUGAGACUACAAUGGUGAAAAAGACCGUCAGCUUCUGCUCUCUCAAAGAAGCCCUAGAGGUUGACUGGACUAACGAGAAGGCCAAAAGCAAUCUGAAGCGUACUCCUGCAGACUACUUCCUUCUGCAAGUGCUUCUGAAGUUUCGUACAGAUAAAGGUCGUGAUCCUCAGCCAGACAGCUUUGCUGAAGACUCUCAGCUGCUCUUGCAAAUCCGUGAUGAUGUUCUUGAGACCAUGGGCCUGAGCUCAGAGCUGCUCCCCAACACCUUUGUCAGUUACUGUUUCUCUGAGAUGGCUCCAGUGUGCGCUGUUGUCGGAGGAGUUCUUGGACAAGAGAUAGUCAAGGCGCUGUCUCAGAGAGAUGCUCCGCACAGGAACUUUUUCUUCUUCGACGGCCUGAAGGGCAGCGGGGUGGUCGACUACUUCGGAUCCAAAUAAGUGGCCCCUGGAGAACACGGAGAGAUGUGUGGCGAUGCAUGUGUGCUCUCGAAACACCAUGGAGUUCUUCUUCUGCCAGUGGCCGCAGGCAUCAAAAUCUGUCUUUUGGACGGUACCUUUGCGUAGCAGUAUGCCACACAUCAA
Onychostoma macrolepis is the source of this 1360-nucleotide messenger RNA. It is a transcript of the gene sae1, whose product is annotated as SUMO1 activating enzyme subunit 1. The record is from RefSeq and is a predicted model, not a curated record. NCBI's taxonomy places the organism in Eukaryota, Metazoa, Chordata, Actinopteri, Cypriniformes, Cyprinidae. Gene Ontology annotation, molecular function: SUMO activating enzyme activity. Gene Ontology annotation, biological process: protein sumoylation. Bases 170 to 1216 code for a protein of 348 amino acids. The transcript has 9 exons. Gene Ontology annotation, cellular component: cytoplasm; SUMO activating enzyme complex.